AUGCAGCUGCCGGGCACGCCGCCGCCGCCGCCGCUCGCCCCGCUAUGGGAUCGCGUGCUGCGGGCGCGCGCGCUGCCGCCCGACCUCGACGUCGACCUGCUCUACGUGGCCAUCAGAGACCGCCUCGUGCAUCCUGAGUGGGAAGUGCGUCUUCAUGCCCUCAGAGUGCUCGCUGAUCUCCUGCCGCUAUCAGGAAACGCUCUCUCCUUCCCAUUCGAUCAAGUCAUCGAUAACUUAGGACAUGGCUCCCCGAACGUAAGGAAGGCCGCCUUAGAUGCUCUUAAAGUUUUCUGCAACUACUGCGAAGAUACAGAAUGUGCCGCUAGUGCAAUUAUAGAUAAAUGCUCUUAUAAUAAUAUCAGACCCCUUUCCUCAGGCUUCGAUACCAAAGUAAAUGUUAUAACAGGCUUAGUUCUAUCGAUUCCGUCUGUGAUGGCUAUCCUUAAACGUAGAAACCCAGGUUUAGAUAUGUUCCCAAUUUUUAAUAUUUUAGGGGAUAAACUAUUUAAUUCCGUACACAGAGAUGUCGCUCUCCGUUCUCUUAUGAAACUUCGAAGAAUUUGUGGACCGCGAGAUUAUAUGUUAGCCUUCUCAAGAUUGGAUCCUAAGGUGCAGGACAAAUUCCGUGUACUCUGCGAUAAAUUCGACGAAGAUUCUCUCGAUGUGUACUACGCUCCAAGAAGAAGUUACGGCAAUCGAGAUUCACAGCAUAUCAAGAUGAAUCACAGUUUUAAUAAUAAUAAUUUCAAAGCCCCUAUUCGCUUCCCCUCCGAUUCUUCGUCAGAAGAAUCUUACGCAAUGCCUUAUUAUACGAACAAUUAUGGAAAAGUUAUAAUAGAGACGGAAAUAAAGUUCGACUCGGAUACAGCUAUCACAAUGACGGUGCUAGAACAAAACGAAACUGAGUCAGAGAAGAACACGGGGAGCGACGACGAUGACAGCAUCGAUCGAAAUAUGUUAAAAUAUAGCGAUGAGGAAUCAGAAGAUUCGGAUGUUGUUGUGAAGAAAGUAAGGUUUGGCGGAGAAAGCAUUAAAAUUCGAACACCUGAUAGCGAUAACAUAACCACUAGUGAAGAAGACAGCAAUCAUAACUCUAUGAUGCGAGAAAAAAGCAUAGAAGUAGUUUUACCGACUACCCCAAAUAUUGUCAAUAAAAUGAACGAAAUCAAACGAGAAACGGUCGAACGAGAGUUUCGAACGAAUCACGUCAAAAAGAGUGCAAUACCUCUUCCUGUAAUUCACAAUCGUAAUCGAAAACAGAACGAUUCGGUUAAUAAUACAAUCAAAUCAAAAUCAAAAUCAUUGAGUGAGUUAUACGAUUAUUUCAACAAGAAAACUGACGUUGAUAAUGCAAAGGUUCGGGAUACAUCUAAAUUCGCGUUGACGUUAUCUGAAGUACGAUCGCCUGAGAAAAUUCCCAGUCCUGUAGAGGCACACAAGGAAGUGGAAGUACUCCACAAUCUUCAGCGAAGCCCAUCGGUUUCUCCAACAAGACAACAAACUAGAGUUCAUAUAGAAAAGGAUGGGUUCGUAUUGAACUUGGUGGCUGCAUCCCCUCCCGAGUCAUUGAUGCUGUCGCCUCGCGCGGCAUCCCCGUUACGCCGCCGCUACGACUGGGAGGACCUGGAUAUUAUGCCGCCACACGUCUGCGAUCAGCUGCAUAAUACGGUUAGUUUAAAAUACUAA
Papilio polytes (common Mormon) is the source of this 1686-nucleotide messenger RNA. RefSeq lists its product as uncharacterized. The record is from RefSeq and is a predicted model, not a curated record. Lineage: Eukaryota; Metazoa; Arthropoda; Insecta; Lepidoptera; Papilionidae. The coding region runs from base 1 to 1686 and encodes 561 amino acids. The transcript has 2 exons.